Molecule: messenger RNA, 1088 nt
Organism: Dinoponera quadriceps
Lineage: Eukaryota; Metazoa; Arthropoda; Insecta; Hymenoptera; Formicidae
Gene: Gem2
Product: gem-associated protein 2-like
Exons: 5
Coding region: 174-905 (243 amino acids)
Biological process (GO): spliceosomal complex assembly; spliceosomal snRNP assembly
Cellular component (GO): SMN complex; spliceosomal complex; nucleus
Source: RefSeq, a predicted model, not a curated record
GCAGUUGGUAAAUCAUCUGCUUUCCCGGAAACCUCUGCCGCAGUCACCGUAAAUAUAAUGUGUACACCGUUGAUAAUAACGCGAAUCCGGUCGCAAAUUUAAAUUUUAUAAUUCCGCGGGAGUCAGAAGUCACGAAGUUCCUGACCGAAGAGCGAGAGUAUUGAAUUAUUACGAUGGAUUGCCUAAAACAGCCGGUAUUUAUGGUCGGGGAUAUCGAUGAGAACGUUAACCUCUCGUUGCCGCCUUCCUCCGGGGAAGAAUACAUCAAACGAGUGAUAAUAGAGGCCCAACAAUGCGCCGACGUGGUGGUGGCGGCCAAUGUGGACGCACUGUGUGUGAAACAACCUACGAGGAGUUACAUUGAACCUUUAGCAGGAUGUGUACAAGCACCGCCGAAGCUCAGUCCGACCUUGGAGUGGCAACAGUAUCAGGUCUCAGAUUUCUCCGAAAUGAGACUAUACGUGAACCAACUGAGAGAUGAAAUACAAACAUACAAACGCAAGUGGGAACCACACGAUAUACAUCUGCCGGACAUAAAUGACGAAAGUACUUGGAUCAACUUAUGCCUAGGAUGUAACAGCGAGGAGAAACUCGAACCGACACUGAACACUUUGUUCUGUUUCAACCAACCGACCGUGGAGCAAGUACUGGAAUAUUUCGUGCACUUUGUGGAGACCGAGAGGAAAAUCGAGUACAAAACGGGCCGGUGGAUCUACACGUUGCUCGUGAUGUUGGAGCAACCGUUGAAUCCCGACACCUGCUCUUGCCUGCGUUCGCUGGCGCGAAUAUGUUCCGUCAUCCGCGCCAAUUCCAGGGAGCUGGACGCGCAGGAGCUCGGGGCGCUGAAUUUAUUCAUCUGUCUGGUGGCGAGAUACUUCCGUCAACUGGACUUGGCCGAUCCUUGACGUUGAAUUCAUCCGACUGUACAUUCGACUAGCCGCGGGGUGCACGCGCGACGCGACGCAAUUAUAUCCUAUAUAUAUAUAUAUAUAUAUGUAUAUAUAUAUACAUAUAUAUAUUUAUAUAUAUAUAUAUUUAUCCGUGUACGAUGAUGAUGAUUUCAAUAAACGAACACAGUAUGAUGCGCC